AUGGCACCAAAGAAUACCGACCCGGUGCGUGCAGCAGAGAGUAAUCUAGGAUACCUCCUCGGCGUUACCGCGACUUUCCAUGUCAUCGCACUGACCUUCGUUGGGAUGCGCAUGUACGCCCGCUUCAUCGUCGUGAAGGCGUUUGGCAAAGACGAUGCCCUCAUACUAGCGGCAGCGCAUGGCUUAGGUCGUCACACCGACACUCUCGAGAAGUCAGAUCACCAAGAGUACCUGAAGUUGACCUUCAUACAAGCUCUUGUCUCCAGUAUUGGUGGUAUGGCCUUCCUCAAGUUGUCCGUCGGGUUCUCACUCCUUCGUUUGGGCGUUCCCACGUUAUAUAACAGGAUACUCUGGUCGCUUAUCGGUAAGCCCAUGGUGCUUUGA
Messenger RNA from Alternaria conjuncta, 384 nucleotides. RefSeq lists its product as uncharacterized. The record is from RefSeq and is a predicted model, not a curated record. The transcript is spliced from 2 exons. Bases 1 to 384 code for a protein of 127 amino acids. Lineage: Eukaryota; Fungi; Ascomycota; Dothideomycetes; Pleosporales; Pleosporaceae.